AUGGCUGCUGUGGUAGUGCAGCGCUUCCGUGAGUGCCAGAACCUUCUCGACGCGGUCGUGGCCAACAUCGACGCCAUCAGAAACCUCACCUCGCAGCGCAUCGCCGUCGAGGAGGCCGUGCGACGGGUGGGUCCAUCCGCACCCUCCGACACCGCACUGCGCUGCUGCAGCAACCCGCUGGGCAUGCUGCACGCUUUUCCCGAAUCCACUGUGGAGCUCAUAAUCGCACAGCACACGGAGGACGUGAACGCGCUCCUGCGCUCCCUCAGCAAUGCACAGCAGGCGUGGCACAGCAAGCUGCAGCAGGCGAAGGAGGCGUUCCGGCCGCGUCUGCGGCAGGACUCCGUGGAAGCAGUAGCAGCAGUUUCCGGAUUCCCAAAAGACGCUUCGGGACUUGAUGGUGAAGCGAACGAGUGUCAUGCACCGCAGGUGAUGGUAGGGGCGCACGCCCUGCUUGCGGUGCUUGCGCAGUUUCAUGGGUGGCUACAAGAAGUUAUUCUUGCUCUCCGAGUGGAUUUAAUGAGUCCGACGCGAGCCGUGCAGUUGUCGCUGUGCCUCCAUGGUUAUAACUUGCGCGCGCGUGGUGCAGAUGGUGGUAUUCCUGCUGCCUCGCUGGAGGACGUACUCGGGCAGCUAACGGGCCGGGUGCAGCACGAGUGGGAGGCGUGCAAGGCGCAGCACUUGGUGGACGAGGCCUGGGUUAUGCUCCUGAGCUGA
Trypanosoma grayi is the source of this 717-nucleotide messenger RNA. RefSeq lists its product as hypothetical. The record is from RefSeq and is a predicted model, not a curated record. Lineage: Eukaryota; Euglenozoa; Kinetoplastea; Trypanosomatida; Trypanosomatidae. The coding region runs from base 1 to 717 and encodes 238 amino acids. The transcript has a single exon.